Molecule: messenger RNA, 1331 nt
Organism: Diuraphis noxia (Russian wheat aphid)
Lineage: Eukaryota; Metazoa; Arthropoda; Insecta; Hemiptera; Aphididae
Gene: nSMase
Product: neutral sphingomyelinase
Molecular function (GO): sphingomyelin phosphodiesterase activity
Source: RefSeq, a predicted model, not a curated record
UAGAUUAUUAUUUUUAUAAUAUUUUAAACGUGGAUUUGUACUCAAUAUCCAUCAUUCGUCUUAAAUAAUAUUUAUCCAGCAUUCCAACUUCUGAUAAAAUACCUAAGCAUUAUGAAACUCAGUAUUUUCACUUUAAAUAUAUGGGGUUUGAAAUUUAUUUCCAAAAAUCGUAAUGCUCGAGUAAAAGCAUUAUCUGACAGUUUAACAAACAAUGGAUAUGAUGUUGUGUGCUUACAGGAAUUAUGGUGUGAAGAUGAUUACAAAUAUUUAAAAGCAUCUUGUAAAAACGUAUUUAAAUACAUACAUUAUUUCCACAGUGGCAUGUUAGGAUCAGGGAUGUGCAUCAUGUCWCGUUAUCCAGUAAUUGAUCACCAUUACCACUCAUUUAGUUUGAACGGCUAUUUACAUAAGAUUUGGCAUGGAGAUUGGUUUGGUGGAAAAGGGAUUGGUAUGUGUCGUGUCAAUGUCAACGGCUUUACUGUAGAUGUAUACACUACACAUUUACAAGCUUGUUAUAAUGCAUCAAACGAUAAAUACAUAAAUCACAGAAUAAUACAAGCUUUUGAAAUUGCAAAUUUAAUUCGUAUUACAUCUGCUGGUUCUGACUUAUCAGUUUUAGCCGGUGAUCUCAAUUGCAAUCCAAAUGAUAUUUGUUAUAAGUUAGUCUGUUUAGUUGCAAACAUGAUCGACUCUCAUUCUGCGUGUUUAAAUAAUAGUAUUGAGUAUACUUUCAAUCAUCCUCAAAAUUCUUACAAAGAUGCUAAUAACAUAAAUGAUCGUAUUGAUUAUAUACUGUACAAAUUAAAUGAAAAGAAUUUAGUGGUUGUAAAUGAACAUAGACAUUCAUUACCACAUCGCGUUCCUGGACAAAAUUUUAGUUACUCAGAUCAUGAACCAAUUGAAGCAGUAUUUGAAAUAUCAGCGAAUACAUCAAGUACUGAAAGAAAUAUUACAAAGAAUUCCAGUAUUAAAUUUGAAGAUGAAUUUAAAAAUGUUUUGAUUACUUCUCUGAACAUAUGCAAUGAAGGAAAUGUAAUAAACCCAUUAAUAUCAUUAUGGCAUUUUGUAUUUGUAAUCAUUUUUAUUGUAUUUAUGUAUAUAUAUCCAUAUACAUAUAUCGAUAUAGUUAGUGCUAUUACUUUAUUAAUUAUUUUCUUAAUAAUGUGGAUUUAUAACUUAGUCAUAAAAUGGACAGAACAAAAUUGUGUACGUGGAUUUCGUCAUCGUAUAGAAACAUUUUUUUCUAAUCAAUAAGACAGAAUUUUUAUUUCAUAACAUACAGGGUUGAAAUAAAUGUUAGAGAUAUAACUGACAUAUGCAAGGCCGUAGCC